AUGGCGGAGGAGCUGCGGCGCGUGGUCAGGCAGUCGGAGCACAUGUGGGAGAUGGCCCUCGGGAGGAUGGCCGAGCACGUCUUUCCUUACAGGAAGACGAUGAGCCUGCUCGCCGAGCCGAUGCAGGACUACAUGGUCCUGGCGGCCAGGCACCAUGAGAGCCUGGUGUGGCUGCUGAAGCACCCUGACACGGACAAUUUCAACAGGCUCAUAUCGCUCACUCAGCCGAACACGGACGACGACCCCGUGAUCCUCGCCGCCAUCGCGUCCCUCAAGCAGACGCGCACCUUCCUGGCCGAGGCGCUGUACGCGAGGCCGCCGUACGCGGGCCUGCGGGAGCUGGUGCAGGAGCUGGCGCUGCUCCAGGUGGACGAGGCGGUGCACUCGGCGCUGCUCUCCGUGCACCAGAGCUACGGCCCCAUGAUGGAGCUCAUCACCACGCACUCGCGGACGCCCGGGGUGCAGGCCGCCCACGACCUGCGCAGGAUCUGCGAGAAGGGCCAGUGGAGGGUUGUGUGCACGACUGCAAGGAGGGUGAGCAGAUCCUCUGCAAGCUGCCGGACAGCGAGCUCAACUCCGAGGCCCUGGCCGAGCUUCAGCGGAAGCUGCUGA
Messenger RNA from Prorocentrum cordatum, 612 nucleotides. NCBI's taxonomy places the organism in Eukaryota, Dinophyceae, Prorocentrales, Prorocentraceae. The record is from the annotation of a GenBank genome assembly.